AUGAAUUCUGUGUUUGGUGUACGGCGCCGAAUGCUCAGCUGCGCAUACACCCCAAAAAAGCAGCAACGGCAAACCCCUUUCAAUAUCCUCAGCAGCAGCAACAAAAGCAGCAACACAAGCAGCAGCAGCAGAAACAAAAGCAGCAGCAGCGGCAACAGAAGCAGUAGUAGGAACAAAAGCAGCAGCAGCAACACAGCAGCAGCAGAAACCAGAGCAGCAGAGCAGCAGCAGCAGCAGCAGAAGCCAGAGCAGCAGCAGCAGCAGCAGACCUAUGAGGGAGGCCCGCAGAGAGCAGCAACAGCUCCUGAUCCGCAACAGGAAGAGCAGCAGCAGCACCAAGAGCAGCACCAGCACCAAGAGUACCCGCAGCACCAAGAGCAACAGCAACAGCAGCAACGACAGCAGCAACAGCAGCAACGACAGCAGCAACAGCAGCAGCAGCAGCAGCAAGAGGAGAGGACGCACCGCACGCCGUCCCCCAGCUGGAAGAAGGUGCAGCUGCCCCAAGCAUUUUUAGUGAGUUUGAGUUUAUCAAUAAUUUUAAUUUUAAUUUCUGACAGAGUCGCCUCCGGCUGUACACAGCAAAGCAGACAGCAGCAGCAAGUAAAAAUACUUCAAAGGAGACAGACAGAUUAA
Eimeria acervulina is the source of this 636-nucleotide messenger RNA. RefSeq lists its product as hypothetical. Bases 1 to 636 code for a protein of 211 amino acids. NCBI's taxonomy places the organism in Eukaryota, Apicomplexa, Conoidasida, Eucoccidiorida, Eimeriidae. The record is from RefSeq and is a predicted model, not a curated record. The transcript is spliced from 2 exons.